Messenger RNA from Ceratotherium simum simum (southern white rhinoceros), 6655 nucleotides. The record is from RefSeq and is a predicted model, not a curated record. Lineage: Eukaryota; Metazoa; Chordata; Mammalia; Perissodactyla; Rhinocerotidae.
GCGCCACAGGGGAGCAAGUUAGUGUGUGCGCUGGCCGGGCGAGGGGGAGGAGGGGAAUCUCCCGCCAUUUUUCAAUAAUUUCCUCCGGUGCAGCUGAGGAGGAGUCGUGAUUGCAGACCGCGGGGACCUGGAGCGAAGGUUGGCUGGAGGCUGCCCGGCGGCGCAGCGGCGUGCGUCGGAGUUCCGUGCCCUGGCGUCCCGUUGCACGGCCCUCGCGCGGCCGCGCCGGCGGUGAGGGAGCCGAGUUCGCGCCGCCCUCUCACCCCUCCCCUCCCCCACCACCCCGGGAGCCUGCGCUCGCUCCGGGCCGCGGGGCCUAGUGCCGCCCGCGGGCUCAUCGGGGCCGCCGCCGCCGCGAUGGCGCCGCUCCUGGGCCGCAAGCCCUUCCCGCUGGUGAAGCCGCUUCCCGGCGAGGAGCCGCUCUUCACCAUCGCGCACACCCAGGAGGCCUUCCGCACCCGGGAAGAGUAUGAAGCCCGCUUGGAAAGGUACAGUGAACGUAUUUGGACGUGUAAGAGUACCGGAAGCAGUCAACUAACACACAAGGAGGCCUGGGAGGAGGAACAGGAAGUUGCUGAACUUUUGAAGGAGGAGUUCCCUGCCUGGUAUGAGAAACUUGUUCUGGAAAUGGUUCACCAUAACACAGCUUCCCUAGAGAAGUUGGUAGAUACGGCUUGGUUGGAGAUCAUGACCAAAUAUGCUGUAGGAGAAGAGUGUGACUUUGAGGUUGGGAAAGAAAAAAUGCUCAAGGUGAGGAUUGUGAAGAUUCAUCCUUUGGAGAAAGUGGAUGAAGAGGCCACUGAGAAGAAAUCUGAUGGUGCCUGUGAUUCUCCCUCAAGUGACAAAGAGAAUUCUAGUCACAUUGCUCAGGACCAUCAGAAGAAGGAAGCCAUUGUAAAAGAGGAUGAAGGAAGGAGAGAGAGUAUUAAUGACAGAGCACGUAGAUCCCCGCGAAAGCUCCCUACUUCAUUAAAAAAAGGAGAAAGGAAAUGGGCUCCUCCAAAAUUUCUGCCUCACAAAUAUGAUGUGAAACUACAAAAUGAAGACAAGAUCAUCAGUAAUGUGCCAGCAGACAGCUUGAUUCGUACAGAACGCCCACCAAAUAAGGAGAUACUUCGGUACUUUAUACGGCAUAACGCAUUACGGGCUGGUACUGGUGAAAAUGCACCUUGGGUGGUAGAAGAUGAAUUGGUGAAGAAAUAUUCCCUGCCUAGCAAGUUCAGUGACUUUUUACUUGAUCCGUACAAGUACAUGACUCUCAACCCUUCUACUAAGAGGAAGAAUACUGGAUCCCCAGACAGGAAGCCCUCAAAGAAAUCUAAGACAGACAACUCUUCUCUGAGUUCACCACUAAAUCCUAAAUUAUGGUGUCAUGUCCACUUGAAGAAAUCCUUGAAUGGCUCACCACUCAAAGUGAAGAACUCAAAGAAUUCCAAGUCUCCAGAAGAGCAUCUGGAAGAAGUGAUGAAGAUCAUGUCACCCAACAAACUACAUGCUAACUUUCACAUUCCUAAGAAAGGCCCACCUGCCAAGAAAUCAGGAAAGCACAGUGACAAACCUUUGAAAGCAAAGGGCAGAAGCAAAGGCAUCCUGAAUGGACAGAAAUCCACAGGGAAUUCCAAAUCUCCCAAAAAGGGGUUGAAGACUCCUAAAACCAAAAUGAAGCAGAUGACUUUGUUGGAUAUGGCCAAAGGCACUCAGAAGAUGACACGAGCCCCACGGAAUUCUGGAGGUACACCUAGGUCAUCUAGUAAACCUCAUAAACAUCUGCCUCCUGCUGCCCUACACCUUAUUGCCUACUACAAAGAAAACAAAGACAGGGAGGACAAGAAGAGUGCCCUGUCCUGUGUUAUCUCCAAAACAGCUCGUCUCCUCUCUAGUGAAGAUAGAGCUCGUCUCCCAGAAGAAUUGCGGAAUAUUGUUCAAAAACGCUUUGAGCUUCUAGAGCACAAAAAGAGGUGGGCCUCUAUGUCUGAAGAACAACGCAAGGAAUAUUUGAAAAAGAAACGAGAAGAGCUAAAAGAAAAGUUGAAGGAAAAAGCCAAGGAGCGGAGAGAGAAAGAAAUGCUCGAGAGACUAGAGAAACAGAAGCGGUACGAGGACCAAGAGUUAACUGGUAAAAACCUUCCAGCAUUUAGAUUGGUGGAUACUCCUGAAGGGCUGCCCAACACACUCUUUGGGGAUGUGGCCAUGGUGGUGGAGUUCUUGAGCUGUUACUCUGGGCUGCUAUUACCAGAUGCUCAGUAUCCUAUUACUGCUGUGUCCCUUAUGGAAGCCUUGAGUGCAGAAAAGGGUGGCUUUUUAUAUCUGAAUAGAGUAUUGGUCAUCCUCUUACAGACCUUAUUACAAGAUGAAAUAGCAGAAGACUAUGGUGAAUUGGGAAUGAAGCUGUCGGAAAUCCCUCUGACUUUGCAUUCUGUUUCAGAGCUGGUGCGGCUCUGCUUGCGCAAAUCUGAUGUUCAGGAAGAAAGUGAGGGCUCAGACACAGAUGAUAAUAAAGAUUCAGCACCAUUUGAGGACAAUGAGGUACAAGAUGAGUUCCUAGAGAAGCUGGAGACCUCUGAAUUUUUUGAACUAACAUCAGAAGAGAAGCUACAGAUCUUGACAGCACUCUGCCACCGGAUUCUCAUGACAUACUCAGUGCAAGACCACAUGGAAACCAGACAGCAGAUGUCUGCAGAGUUGUGGAAGGAACGGCUUGCUGUAUUGAAGGAAGAAAAUGAUAAGAAGAGAGCAGAGAAACAGAAACGGAAAGAAAUGGAAGCCAGAAAUAAAGAAAAUGGAAAAGAGGAGAAUGGGUUAGGCAAAACUGAUAGGAGAAAAGAAGUUGUGAAGUUUGAGCCCCAAGUAGAUACGGAAGCUGAGGACAUGAUUAGUGCUGUGAAGAGCAGACGGCUGCUUGCCAUUCAGGCUAAGAAGGAGCGGGAAAUCCAGGAGAGAGAAAUGAAAGUGAAACUGGAACGUGAAGCUGAAGAAGAACGAGUACGAAAGCACAAAGCAGCUGCUGAGAAGGCUUUCCAGGAGGGAAUUGCCAAGGCAAAACUAGUCAUGCGUAGGACUCCUAUUGGUACCGAUCGAAACCAUAAUAGAUACUGGCUUUUCUCAGACGAAGUUCCAGGAUUGUUCAUUGAAAAAGGCUGGGUUCAUGACAGCAUCGACUACCGAUUCAACCAUCACCGCAAAGACCAUGCAGACUCUCCUGACGAGGAUUACUGUCCCCGUAGUAAAAAACCAAACCUAGGCAAAAAUGCAAGCAUGAACACACAACAUGGACCAGCAACAGAAAUUGCUGUAGAGACCACCAUACCCAAACAAGGACAGAACCUAUGGUUUUUAUGUGAUAGUCAGAAGGAACUGGAUGAGUUGCUAAAUUGCCUUCACCCUCAGGGAGUAAGAGAAAGUCAGCUUAAAGAGAGACUAGAGAAGAGGUACCAGGACAUUAUUCAUUCCAUUCAUCUGGCCCGGAAGCCAAAUUUGGGUCUAAAAUGCUGUGAUGGCAACCAGGAGCUUUUAAACUUCCUUCGUAGUGAUCUCAUUGAAGUUGCAACAAGGUUACAAAAGGGGGGACUUGGUUAUGUGGAAGAAACUUCGGAAUUUGAAGCUCGGGUGAUCUCACUAGAGAAACUGAAGGAUUUUGGUGAAUGUGUGAUUGCCCUUCAAGGCAGUGUCAUAAAGAAAUUUCUUCAAGGCUUCAUGGCUCCCAAGCAAAAGAGAAGAAAACUCCAAAGCGAAGAUUCAGCAAAGACUGAAGAGGUGGAUGAAGAGAAAAAAAUGGCAGAGGAAGCAAAGGUUGCAUCUGCUCUGGAAAAAUGGAAGACAGCAAUCCGUGAAGCUCAGACCUUUUCCAGAAUGCAUGUUCUACUUGGGAUGCUUGAUGCCUGUAUCAAGUGGGAUAUGUCAGCAGAAAAUGCUAGAUGCAAAGUUUGUCGAAAGAAAGGUGAGGAUGACAAACUGAUCUUGUGUGAUGAGUGUAAUAAAGCCUUCCACCUGUUUUGUCUGAGGCCGGCCCUCUAUGAAGUACCAGAUGGUGAGUGGCAAUGCCCAGCUUGCCAGCCUGCUACUGCCAGGCGCAACUCCCGUGGCAGGAAUUAUACUGAAGAGUCUGCCUCUGAGGACAGUGAAAAUGAUGAGAGCGAUGAAGAGGAAGAAGAGGAAGAAGAAGAGGAGGAAGAAGAAGAUUAUGAGGUGGCGGGUUUGCGAUUGAGACCUCGAAAGACUGUCCGGGGCAAGCAGGGUGUCAUCCCCCCUGUGGCAAGGCCAGGCCGACGACCAGGUAAGAAGCCGCAUCCUACCAGGAGGUCUCAGCCGAAGGCACCACCUGUGGACGAUGCUGAGGUUGAUGAGCUGGUGCUUCAGACCAAGCGGAGCUCCCGGAGGCAAAGCUUGGAGUUGCAGAAGUGUGAAGAGAUCCUCCACAAGAUUGUGAAGUACCGCUUCAGCUGGCCCUUCAGGGAGCCCGUGACCAGAGAUGAGGCUGAGGACUACUAUGACGUGAUCACCCACCCCAUGGACUUCCAGACAAUGCAGAACAAAUGUUCCUGUGGGAGCUACCACUCUGUGCAGGAGUUUCUUACCGACCUGAAGCAAGUGUUUACCAAUGCUGAGCUUUACAACUGCCAAGGCAGCCAUGUGCUAAACUGCGUGGUGAAGACAGAACAGUGUCUGGUGGCUCUGUUGCAUAAACACCUUCCUGGCCACCCAUAUGUCCGUAGGAAACGCAAGAAGUUUCCCGAUCGGCUUGCUGAAGAUGAAGGGGACAGUGAGCCAGAACCCAUUGGACAGUCCAGGGGACGAAGACAGAAGAAAUAGAGAGGCAGGGCCCUGGUAAGGGAGCUGAAGUUAGGGGAAUCGAGGGAGAGAGCAAGGGAGGGUGGGAGGGAGGCCAGAGACGUAGGUAGAUGGAGAAGAACGUGGAAGGGAGAUCACAGGGAGUCCAGAAAUGCCUGUCAUCCCAAGCUUGUGCUGUGUUUCCACAACUCUCCAUAGGGCGUUAAUCAAGCAGAGCUCUUUGGAGAGCCUAAAACUGGGUUGGUGGUCUCUGCCCAGAAAUGUUAUGGGUGGAAGAUGGCCUAAACCCCUCUUUCUGAGAGUUUCCAAGAAGAGUCUAAGGGUACCGCUUUUCUUGUGAACCCAAUUCCUUUUCCUUUCUUCUUUCCUAAGGUCUCUCCCACUUUGGCCACCAAGCAGUGCCAAGCCCUCUGGUCUCCAGGGGAGGGAUUAUUGUAUUACGUAGAAGGAUCAAGGGUAAUCAGGCCAAUUGGGAAGGUAGUCUUGAUUUUUUUAAUCUAUAUUUAUACACAGUCUUGUUUCUUUAAGCCCGCCCUCUGUCUCUUCCUCCCUGUCCCUCUCAGGUGACGGUAUCGGUGAGUGCCAUACAGAAUUCUGUAUUCACCAGCAUCAUGAAACAGUCGUGGUCUUUUGAGUUGAUCUUGGCAGAGUAAAGGGACAUGUCCUGGAGUCAUUCCCGACUACCCCUCCCCUUCUUUGUGAUAGCUCUCUCCCCACUCCCACCCCCACUUCAGCCUCUCCAAAAAAAAAAAAAAACGAAAACAAAACCAAACCUAAGGCACUUCACUUAGAGACUGGAGUCCUGCUUAUAAUCAUGCAUAUAACCUUUACUUUGAUGGAUCUGGCCAGAGGGGUGUUGGAGCCCAGCCCACCCACAUACCAGACAAGCUCUUAGGGGAGCAGAAGAAAAGCAGGAAGAAUUUCAAUGUUUAAUUUUUUUUAAAUUGACUUUUCUAGUUAUUAAAAGUUGCUUGUUUCAGCAGUGAUAUUGUAUAAAGAACAUCUUGUAAAAUAUUUCUGUCAUCUUGCUUUGGCACAUGUACAGUACAAUUUAUAUGAUAAUGUGUUUGCUUUACUUUGCCUCAUCUCCUCCCUCAGCCCAUCUUCUCUCCUUCAGAGAAGUUGGGUUGGAGGCUUAUCAGGGCAAGCAGUGGCACCUGGUGGGGACAGGGGUGUCCCUCUGCCUCCCCUAGUGGCUGUUUCCGCCUCCUUCCAUGCCUGUUCUGGCCACAAACUUGGAACUCCCUGAGAACGUGAAUCUUUCAGUGGUCAGUGUCAGUGGGGGAUGGGAGGAGGGAAGGGAGGAGAAGCUCAGAUAGCCCCUUCCCACAGUGACUCUAGCGCUAGUAGUUAGAUUUAGGCAAAACUUUGUAGUCAUCUUUCCCUUUUAUGGCAGAUUUUGAUAAAAAUGCAAAACAGGGUUUAUUUUCUUUUCUAUCAACUUUGAAUUUGGAAAAUUUGAGCACCUAAGCUCUUCUGUACCUAUUUAAAUUAAGGGAAAAGAAGUCCACCAAGGGGAUUGCAACUCAUAGAACUUGAGAAUAAACCCUCAUAAUAUCAAAAUUCAAGGUGUGGUCCCUGUCCUCCUCGCCCAGGGACUUGGGGGAUUUGUUCCAGUGCUGCUGGCUAGGUUUACCGUCCCUUCUCCCACAGGCUUGGAGUUAGCACUGACGUUACAAUUUCAUAAUCCCAGCCACCAACACCUUCCUCUGUUUUUUACCCUAGAGCCAGUCUGUUCUUGUUAACAGUGAGAAACCCGUGUUCCCACUUCAGUGACACCUGAAAUGUUUGUUGUUUUUUAAUGGUCUUGAAGGAGGAAGGGCCCCAUUAAAGGGUAAACUUGUAAUAAAUUGGAAUUUCAAAUAAA